AUGCUGCGCAGCAACGUCGAAGACCUCGUCGUGCUGCAGCGCCAGUCAGAGGACUUCGAGCCGCUGCUUUCUGCUGCUAAGCGCGAAGGCAUUCCUGUGUUUGUAAAUGGCGAAAAGGUUUGUGAGCUUCGGGUGUACGUACACCCCAACGAGAUAGAGGAACUCAUUCAAAAGCUCGAAAAUAAAAAGCUCCAGAAUUCCAAAUCUCCAGGGCAUACAAGCACUCACCUGGUAUUGACAAACGACAGCGAACUUGCCCUCAAACUUGCAAAAGCUGCAAAGAGCCUCAGCUGCUCUUUAGGCCCAGCUAUGGAGACCGCGCUGCUGCCGCUUCUCUCCCAGCUACCCGACACGCCGAAGACCGAACAGGUGCUGCUCUACGCCUGCGAAAACGAUCAUGCUGCUGUUGCGCGUCUGAAGGAGCAGCUGCAGCAAAAGGUUUUGGUGCUGCCCUGCAUGGUUGAUAGGAUUUGUGCUGCUAGGAAUAUCUUUGCUGAUAAGAUUGAAGUCUCAGCAGAACCUUAUGAAGGAGAAAUUGUGGUUUUGGAGAGGCCCCAGUUUGCGCCUCCGCCGCCCUUUGGGGGCCCCAAUGUGCAUGCGCCCCAGCUUCGGGCGGCGGCGCACUACCUCUGCCAGCGAAAGAUUGGACUUGUUAAUGGCAUGCAUACAACUCUAGCUUUUUUAACUGCAUGCAGCAGACGCGACGAGCUGCUUGCUGCUGCUAAGGAAGCAGCAAAGCCAAGGACGGCCCGCAGCAGCAGCAGCAGCAGCAGCAGCGGCAGCAGCAGCAGCGCAGACGCCGAGGGCAGCAGCAGCAGCAGCAGCAGCAGCGAGAGUCCCGACCCGCUGCUGGUGGCGCUGCGCUCUGUCCCGCUGCUGAAAGAGACAGAAAUGCAGCAGCAGCAAAAAGAAACAAUGUGGGCCUGGCUCACUGCCAGGUGUCUCCAAGUUCUUUGGGAGCACGACAAAGAAGUCAUCAAGAGGACACACAAUCUGAAGACAGACGACGAGGUGGUCGCCAUGCUGCUUAACUACGGAAAGAAGACUCUAGCCCGAUUCUCCACCGUCGAUGACACUGCGGGCAGAGUUUUGGGCGGGGGAGUUGUAAACAGGUUCCAUACGCGUCUGUUGACUAUUUAUACAUUUUUGGAGCAGCACAUGUUUGGGUCUGUGCCACUGGCAUCGACUUUGCUCAAACACGCUACCAUCAGCGCCUUCGAGAUGAUAGACGAAGUGCGGCGGCUUGUUGACCAGUCCAGAAUAUUUGUAGAGAAAUAA
Eimeria tenella is the source of this 1278-nucleotide messenger RNA. Its product is annotated as mannitol-1-phosphate dehydrogenase. The coding region runs from base 1 to 1278 and encodes 425 amino acids. The record is from RefSeq and is a predicted model, not a curated record. The transcript is spliced from 11 exons. Lineage: Eukaryota; Apicomplexa; Conoidasida; Eucoccidiorida; Eimeriidae.